AUGCCUUCGUUCAAAACCGCAAUUGAUGAGCUGCAAUCUGAGCAAUCAGAAUUACUUGACAAAAUUGAUGAGCUACGCGCUAUCGGAGUCGGUGGUUUGGUAGAACUCCCUCAAAUCGUUGUUUGUGGCAGCCAGUCCAGCGGAAAAAGCUCAGUACUUGAAGCCAUAUCCAGAGUCCGCUUUCCAACAAAGAGCAAUCUCUGCACUCGUUUCGCAACCGAGUUUGUCCUUCGUCGAUCUCCUCAUAGCCGAAUCAAAGUAUCUAUCGACACUGGCAAGUCCAGGCUCGAUGGGGCGGAAAGGCAGAAGCUCCGGGCCUUCAGAUCGGAGCAAAAUGAGUUAGAUAUCACCUCUUUCUCCUCGAGUGAGAGGUUUCAAGGGUUGAUGGAUCGCGCGAGAGACUGUAUGGGACUCAACACGACGACCUCGGGGUUCAGUGACGAUGUGUUGAAGGUCGAGAUCUCGGGACCGCAACAGCCAGAGCUCACUCUGGUCGAUCUUCCUGGGUUGUAUCAUUCGACCAGCAGCGAACAAAGUGCCGAGGGAAAAAAAUUGGUUGAAUCCCUGACCGAAAGAUACAUCAAAAACCCCCGAAGCAUCGUAUUGGCAGUCAUCAGUGCCAAGAACGACUAUCACAACCAGAACAUUUUGAACAUAGCUAAGCGCUUCGACCCUUAUUAUGAAAGGGUGCUGGGCAUUGUGACGCAGCCAGAUACUGUGGAAGAUGGCUCCGAGCAAGAAGAGACCUAUCUCCAGAUUAUCAAAAACGAGAAGAUCAAACUGCAACUUGAUUGGCAUGUUUUACUCAACCGAUCAUUCAACAAGCAAAAGAUUUCCGACGACGAGCGAGAUACCCAAGAGAAAUCGUUCUUCGAGUCUGGACCAUGGGCCUCGCUCUCCAAAAGCCAGGUUGGCAUUGCGACUUUGAGAAACCGCCUAAGCAAAAUCUUGCUUCAUCAUAUUCGCCGCGAUCUGCCAGACCUUAUCGCAGAUAUCCAACAAAAAAUUUCAGACAAUGAAGAAAAAGUCGAGAAGAUGGGUGCACCGCGAGUGACAAUCCAGGACCAACGUCAAUAUCUCUUUGAAAUCAGCAGCAGGUUUGCACGUAUCACUAAUCAGGCUUUGAAUGGAUCGUACGUUGAUGAAUUCUUUGGUGGCCACAAAGAGGGAACGGAUGACUCCAAUUUCCAUCUCCGUCGACUGCGUGCGGCAAUGCGUGAAAUAGCUGAAUCAUUUGAAGAGGCAAUGAGUCUUCGUGGGGCUCGGCGCAUGAUUGAAUACAGAGGGGUUAAACUUCCAUUUCUGGACAAACGGUUGGAGAAUUCGAAGCUUUAUAUGGAAGACUGGACACCUGUCUAUGUUUCUCAGGAUGCUUUAGCGGAAGAGCUUCAAGGUCAAGCACGUCAGAGUCGAGGAAUUGAACUACCCGGCAGCGCAAAUUCUCUACUUGUGGGCAGUUUGUUUCGUGAUCAAUGUCAACCUUGGGAGAGAAUUGCUAAAUCGCACGUGUUGCAUGCAUGGGAGUUGGUGGACAACUUCGUCCAACUGGUCCUUCAACAUCUCACAAAUGACCACACCCGAUCGCUACUCACCAGAAAUGUCUUUGGACCUGAACUGGACAAGAUGAGAGACUCGCUGCUCAAAAAGAUCACUGAAUUGACUUUCUACUAUAAGACUGGUCACCCACUACCCACAUCAAAGUCUUUCCUCUCCAAAAUGCAGGAUUUGAAAACCAAACGACAAAUGUCCAUUCUGAACGGAGGCAUGACUUCGAAUGCGUUCCCGACCUCUAACUCAACUUCAGUUUCGUCUCAGCUUCGGCCUUCUGGUGAUCAAUUUGGACUAAUAGAUAUCAUUGACCAAAUGCAGGCGUACUACGACACUGCUAUUGUCACAUUCGUCGAUAAUAUCGCCAUAUUAGCGAUUGAAAAUUGCCUGCUCAGCACCUUGGAACAGAUAUUCACUGGCCGAACUGUGAUUAACAUGGAUGACCAGCAAGUCCAAGAAAUUGCAGCUGAGCCUUCGCAUAUUCAAGUUGAGCGCGAACGACUGAAUGAGGAGCUGGAACAGUUACGAAAAGCAAGGUGCACGUUGAAUACACUCGGUGCGGUCCCAAGAUUGACACGAAGCAUACCCCUAUCGGGUAAGAUACUUUCCACACGCCGCGCAUGA
Penicillium salamii is the source of this 2172-nucleotide messenger RNA. The record is from the annotation of a GenBank genome assembly. NCBI's taxonomy places the organism in Eukaryota, Fungi, Ascomycota, Eurotiomycetes, Eurotiales, Aspergillaceae.